This is a messenger RNA of Puntigrus tetrazona (Sumatra barb), 852 nucleotides long. RefSeq lists its product as uncharacterized. The transcript has 9 exons. The record is from RefSeq and is a predicted model, not a curated record. The coding region runs from base 228 to 761 and encodes 177 amino acids. NCBI's taxonomy places the organism in Eukaryota, Metazoa, Chordata, Actinopteri, Cypriniformes, Cyprinidae.
UUUAUACUCCUUAUCUGUGCUUUAAUUUAGAAAUGUAGUCUAUUGUAGUUGUUCUACAUUCAUCAAUGUUUUAAUAGUAAAAAAAAUAACAUUUUAUUAAAAUGUUGGCUUUAGUUAUGAAAAAUAUACUUUUUAUAUGGUUUUAUGGUUUCUGUCUUCACACCGCUGGUUAAAGCACAACCAGCCCUCGCCUGAUUCUGGACGGAGAGGUGCGUGCGGAUCCUCCGAUGGCUUUUUUUAAUACGGAAAACAUUCGUCCUGUUUGGAUCGCCCUCAAGAGGCUCGAUCUCAACGAUAACAGGAUCAUAGCUCUCCGGGAGGUUCACAUUCCGAGUGGAGCCCAAGCGACCAGCAUAAAACAAAUACUAGCUCAUUCUUUCAGGCUUGACACUUCUCAGACGAUACUCAAGAUACGAAAUAAUCGAGGAUGUCUAAUUCCAUUAAAUUCCUGCAUGCCACCAAACAGCAAGCAAAUGCCGUACGUCCUCGAAGUGGCCAAAAACCACCAGCAUGUCAACCCGAGACCCAGAAGAAUUCCCAUGAUCGUCAUCAAUAAAACCCUGAAGUCGAGACUGCAGAGCGUCGGGAAAAGGAUCGAAAGGUUAGAAGAACUGCUGCCUCAGAUCAAGCUCAAACAGCAUGAAAGGUUGACAAAGGACAUUGAGUUACUGAAUCAAAAGCUUGUAUUUCUUCACAAACGAAUGCAGAUGGCCGAGUCAUAUCGCUGGGAGGGGAUGUUGAGAAGAGCUCCGCUGUGGUGAAUGCUGCCGGUUUCACACGACCAUACACAUCUUAGAGACUAGUUCAGUUUUUGUUUUGUAUCUGUAGAGAAUCAAUAAACCAUGUAUUUUA